Molecule: messenger RNA, 660 nt
Organism: Staurois parvus
Lineage: Eukaryota; Metazoa; Chordata; Amphibia; Anura; Ranidae
Source: the annotation of a GenBank genome assembly
UGGAGAAGGUCAGGCCCGCAGAACCCGGAACCGGAGACAGAGCGGAUCACCCGUACGAGGAGCCUGGGGCUUGUGUUGUGGUGGACAUGGCCUGCUGCGGUCACUACUUCCCGGGACAGUAUGAAGCUCCGGCCGUGUUCUGAGCGGAAAUGUAGCAGUGAGGCCAGCAAUUUAGAAGAUCAGAAUACCCUAACCAUGCAGGCAAGUUCUGGACAUGCUCAUCAGGCCGGCAGUAUUGAUGGUUCCUCAGCUAGUCUUUCUCUUCCCACUGUUCGUUCACCAGCAGAAGGUUCCAGCAGUACUGGAGAAGUGACAAUAAAUCUCCGCCCUACAAAUUAUGAAAGUGAAGGACGGUCUGGGUCUCGACAUACCAGACCAACCAUACGUUUACACAGUCGGCAUGGUCAUGCACACUCAAAUUCCAAUGGCGCAAAUGGGCCAGAUGAUCCAAAUCAUGCAGACAAUAGAGAAAACAGCAACAGUAUCUCAGAAGUCCUGCAUGUCUACCAGUGGCUGGAAAAAAGCUUUCCAUAUAUAUUAAUCUUCAGUGCCAAACUUAUUGUUCAGCACCUAACAGGCAUUUCUAUUGGAAUUGGUCUGCUAACAACUUUUCUCUAUGCAAACAAAUGCAUUGUAAAUCAGGUUUUUCUAAGAGUAAGU